Heterobilharzia americana is the source of this 1155-nucleotide messenger RNA. Lineage: Eukaryota; Metazoa; Platyhelminthes; Trematoda; Strigeidida; Schistosomatidae. The record is from the annotation of a GenBank genome assembly.
AUGCCAGCAUUCAGACUAUUAGCUAGUGUUGCGCUCUGCGAAGGUAGAGUGAGAGAAUUGUUGCGAAGAGCUGAGAACCCAUCAACGGCUGGUGCAAUAUCUAAGCCAGGAUUUCUACCACCAAAUGUACGUGGUCGUACUAAGCGUCUUCCUGGAUUCGUAUGGAUAUUUAUGACCCACUUAUUGUCAAUUACAAUGAAGAGUGCUUGGUGGUUGUAUUGUGAUUCAUUCAUAUUCACACGAAUAAUCAGAUACUGUACUGUCUACGUUUCCCAUCGUAGUAUGCGGUUUGCAGAGAGUUUUAUCGACCCAUUUCUGCCACAAAGCCAUGACAACCAACAGUUGAAUGUAGACAUAUCACUUGUAUGUUCUAGGACUGCUGAGUACCACUGCGGUUAUAAGUAUGAUCUACUAUGGUGGUUAUGGCUACGUAAGCUACUCGCUAAAAAGUAUCAGCAUAACUAUAGUAACAUCAAUGCAGUUCGACAAAUUAAUGAAACAGAAAAUGAGGAACUUGACUCAGAACAUUAUGCCAUUGCUCUUGGUGUUCUUGUCAGGCUGAUGCAGAAUGAGCGUGUUUUACUGGAUCAUUUACAACUAACAGAUAGUCCACAGAAUUCUCAAGUGUUAUUGUUCACUAUAUUUAAAAGUGGAUCAACUGACAUCCUAACUGAAGGAACGACUUUAACCCGUUUAAUGCAUCGUGCUCAAGGACGUGCUGAGUUUCACAUGGUCAUGUCACUGUUAGUGGUUCUUAGAAGAUUUAGCCAAAUUUCUAAUGAUCUUGUUACUGUGCUUCAGGGUAUUGACAAUGUUCUGAUUGACUUUAAUCAGUUAGUUCUACGAUUGUUGAAUCAAAGUAAGACAACACUGGAGACUUACGUUCAGUUUUUACAACAAGUCAGUGAACGAUCCAGUUCCAGUAGUACAAUUGUGCCAGCAGACGGAACAAUACACGAAUUGACGACGAAUGCUUUAAUGUACCUAGAAAACUUGUUGGAAUUUGCUGAUAUUAUCGGUUCCGCUUUGUCAUUUACUGAAGCUGGUUCACAAGCUACAAAUAACACACUUAAAUACCUUGGUAAUACUCGGAAAAAUUCAUCGUAUCUAGAGCAUCGUUUGGGAAUUAUUUGUUCGGUGCUUUAUUUGCUUUAA